UGUAUCAUCGCAACAAGUUUAAUAACGCUCCAUAAAACGCCGCUCUCCUUGUAUCAGCAAACUACAUCUCCCAGCAUUCUUAGUACACCGGGCAGCAGCAGCGCUCGGCUCGCCUGGACGCGGAGCUGCAGCAUUUGCGCCCCUACAGCGGGUUUGGGAAGCCGUCAAGCCGCUGGAUAAGCAUUUUUUUUUAAACAACGAGGGACACGCAGCGUGGCACUUCUUUUCACCAUCCUUUUUUUCCAGGCGGGGUCUUUCAGCAUGGGUAAUGGCAUCAAUAAGGUCCUUCCUGACUUGUACUUGGGAAAUUUCAAAGAUGCAAGAGACCGAGAACAGUUGGCGAGAAACAACAUCACACACAUCCUCUCCAUUCAUGACAGCGCAGCUCCCAUCCUCCAGGAGAUGACCUAUCUGUGCAUUUCAGCAGCUGACCUGCCCACACAAAACCUGACUCAGCACUUUAAACAAAGUAUAAUCUUCAUGCACGAGUCCCGCCUGAAAAGAGAAGGCUGCCUCGUUCACUGUUUGGCAGGUGUGUCCCGCAGUGUCACCCUUGUGGUAGCUUACAUCAUGACGGUGACAGGACUGGGUUGGCAGGACGUGCUUGCUGCGGUAAAAGUGGCCCGGCCCUGUGCAGGACCUAAUCUGGGCUUCCAGCGCCAGCUCCAGGAGUUUGAGGCUACUCAAGCUGAUCAGUUCAGAGAAUGGCUACAGAGGGAAUAUAAAGACAACCCCUUCAAUGAUGAGGCUGAUAUACGUCAAUUGCUUGCCAGGGCUUCUAAAGUCAAUGGCGAGGCAGUAAAACAACAGCCAUCUACCCCACCUGGAGGCAUCUGAUCAUCUGACCUUUACAUGAGAUAUUUUACAGCUCGGCCCUGAGGGUGCUACAGUAUUCUGGACCUGGUAAUGUAAUGUGCUUUGGAGUGGACUUAAGUCAGGAUGCUUAUUGCCACUGGAAUGAUCCUCUAAAUAUCUUGGACAUGAACACUGGAAGAAACCAUUAAUAUGUGCAAGACAUAUUAUUAUUAUUAUUAUUUUUUUUUAGCAUUCAUUGAUGUUUCUGCUUUUUUUUUUUCUGCUAAUUUAUGAAUGUUGUGAACCUUUUUGUACUGUGUCAAGACGAUUUCAAAAAGCGAAAUAAAAGGAGUAAAGUGUA
This is a messenger RNA of Larimichthys crocea (large yellow croaker), 1156 nucleotides long. RefSeq names its product dual specificity phosphatase 22b (gene dusp22b). Lineage: Eukaryota; Metazoa; Chordata; Actinopteri; Sciaenidae. The record is from RefSeq and is a predicted model, not a curated record. Gene Ontology annotation, molecular function: protein tyrosine phosphatase activity. Gene Ontology annotation, cellular component: cytosol. Gene Ontology annotation, biological process: protein dephosphorylation; signal transduction. Bases 262 to 837 code for a protein of 191 amino acids. The transcript is spliced from 7 exons.